This is a messenger RNA of Rotaria sp. Silwood2, 1294 nucleotides long. NCBI's taxonomy places the organism in Eukaryota, Metazoa, Rotifera, Eurotatoria, Philodinida, Philodinidae. The record is from the annotation of a GenBank genome assembly.
UGUUAGUCUAGACACUAUCGAAUCGGCUUGAAAUUGCUACCACACGACUCAGCAUAAAAUUCUGUAUCGAACUUUGUAUGAUUUUAAAAAAUUCAAGAAUGGGCAGAUUUCUGGUCUUAUACAGUCCCGUCCUUUAUCAAUUUAGGUGAAUUUAAAAUCAAACAACUACCACAUGAUAGUUUUGCUCCAAUUCUUCAUCCAUUGAAAAAGAUAUAUGCCAAAAACUUUGUAAUUAUUCAGUAUUAAGUAGGUACACUAACCUACCACGGUUGCAAACAGUUUGUUUUUGUUGGAUGCAAGGAUGAUAAGUUUUAAAACUGUUUCAGAAUUUCUGUGACAUCCUCCUUAUUUCCUUAGAACACAUUGGAUUUAAUAAUCAUGCAGAUACAUAUUUUUCCUUGUUAUCCUGACACAAAAACAUUUUGAAUCAUUUUCUACUAGCUGAAAUGUUCCUUUGGUUUGGGAGAAGAACACUCCUAUAGUUUUUUGCAGACUACAAUAAGUUCCUAGUUGAAAGAAAGCCUAUGAAUCUCUAUUAAAUCUCGACGAUAUUUCGUUAUCAGUAUAUUUGCAAGAAGAACUUCGUUAUCAACAUUGUCAGAAAUUUUCGAAGAUCUGGUUUAUUCAUUAUGUUUACUUUAGUUUUCCGCUGCUACUCAUUUUUCCGUACUAUAUUUGAUAAUUUGUCAUUAAAUUAUAUAUUUUAGAGCAACGACAGCAACGACUAUGCUCUAUAGGAAUGGAACAUGUUGAUCUUUGGUAUGAAAUGUCUGAACGAAAAGUUCAAUUAGGUUUAAUUCUCGAAGAUGAUGCUAUAUUUGUUCCAUUUUUCAAAGAAAAAUUCACUCGAAUGAUUUAUGCCGCUAUUCAAAGUGGAGCAUUACGUAUUGAUGGAACUUGCAUUGAACCAGAACAACAUCGGGCAUCAGAUGAUGAAUGGGUAAAUCAAAAUCCCAUGAUUGUUAUUGGAACAUGUCUUAACCUUCAUGGGAAAUAUUUUCGAAAGCAUUUCUCAAAUGCUCCCCCACUUUUGUCAACUCAUAAAUCCGAGUCAUCACGAUGUACUCAUGCAUAUUUAUUAACGUCUUGCUCAGCAAGAGCGCUCGUUGAUCAAAUUCAAGCACAAAAGAAUGAUUUUUUGCCACCGGAUCACAUGCAAAAUAUAUUGUUUUCUUUAUCAUCAACACUACAAUCAUUCUGGAUGGACCCACCAUUAGUGUAUCAAGGGAAUCAAGUAAUUGACCUAGAUCAACUACCAACAUUUAGACUACAUACAUAUGUGUCCCAGAACUAG